AUGUGCAUUACGCGCAACUUCAUCAGCAUUUGUGCGACAGCUCGACGCACUGAAGAGAAAGAAUCAAUACGUGAUUUGUACCGGUAUACCAGUACCACAAAUCAUUCGCAAUCUUCGAUCAGCGCUCGAAGUCUCACUUUUGAAAGUGUUACCACCAUGCCGUUCGCCCACGUGACCAGCAACGUGCCCAAGUCCAAUGUGGACGUCCCCACAGCGCUGCGUGCGCUGUCAAAAGCCUUGUCGGAGGCUCUGGGAAAGCCUGAGGCGUACGUGAUGGUGCAAUUGGAUCUGGAUACGCCUAUGAUCUUUCAGGCUUCCGACGCCCCGUGCGCCUUCAUCCAGAUCCGCAGCAUUGGUCGCAUUGGGCCUGACCUCAAUCCCAAGACAGCUGCAUCCCUGACGACAAUGGCCGCUGAAGCGUUAAAAAUCCCUGCCGACCGCAUCUUCCUCAACCUGGACGACGUGGACGCUGCCAACUGGGCCAUGGCUGGUAACACUAUCGGUUAA
This is a messenger RNA of Phytophthora nicotianae INRA-310, 507 nucleotides long. RefSeq lists its product as hypothetical. Gene Ontology annotation, molecular function: phenylpyruvate tautomerase activity. Bases 1 to 507 code for a protein of 168 amino acids. NCBI's taxonomy places the organism in Eukaryota, Oomycota, Peronosporomycetes, Peronosporales, Peronosporaceae. The record is from RefSeq and is a predicted model, not a curated record. The transcript has 2 exons.